GCCACUAUGAUGAAGAGUUUGGUGCUCAAUUUGCUAUUGGCAGCUGCAGGAUCUGUGGCGUACUACCCGCGCUACGUGGAAGUGGUGCGCGACCCCAAAGACUUCGAUCUUCUCUACAGUUCCACCUCAGGACCCAUCAACGAGACGUGGAGAUUCUACUCUGAAGCCAUCCUGACGUCCAUCAUCAUUCCGUCACAAAUCACCUUCUGCAGCUCAGAUCCAGGAACGGAUGGAACAUACGAUGAGGAGGUUGACCUCCUCGUGUACGAGAAGAAAAUCGGGAGGGUUUCAUCCGAGGACGAGACGUACCUGGUGGCGACCGGCUCCUUCAACGGCACCGUCAGCUUCGGCCAGGAGCUGGACAUCCCACUGUGGAACGCCACGCUCAAUAGCGCGCCCCGGGUCCAGCACUACUUCUACUCGACCGGUGGCUACGAGUACACGGUCAACAUCGUCUUCAAGAAGGACGGUAUCUACCCGUGGUACACAGCGAGAAACCUCUCCGACUACUCCGUCAUCGAUUCCAGGAUCGAUGGAUCUGGAAUAGCUAUUGGACUGACGUACACUCUUAGCUAUGAGGCCACGUCUACCCGUCACGGUAGUUAGAUACGAGAUGCUAAGGACGCAGUGGGUUAUGUUAUUCAAUGUUCACGCUGCCACAGCGGCACCUACUUCGAAUAAUGUGGCCAGCUGUCUCAUUGCUCACAGAAAAGGCAGAAAAACGUCUAGGUCUGCUGUCAGCCUCAAUUUGUUAUCAGACAUUGACCUCAAAGUGAGUUUCAUUCUGUAGUUGAAGCACAGCUGGUUUACUUCGUACAAAUUGUAUUAUGUGUUGCAUUAAAAUUUUGUUUUGUAAAAUUAUAGUUUUAUGAGUCAGAAAAGUACAACGCAA
Molecule: messenger RNA, 892 nt
Organism: Schistocerca cancellata (South American locust)
Lineage: Eukaryota; Metazoa; Arthropoda; Insecta; Orthoptera; Acrididae
Exons: 3
Coding region: 7-606 (199 amino acids)
Source: RefSeq, a predicted model, not a curated record